This is a messenger RNA of Aspergillus oryzae RIB40, 801 nucleotides long. Its product is annotated as acetate uptake transporter family protein. Lineage: Eukaryota; Fungi; Ascomycota; Eurotiomycetes; Eurotiales; Aspergillaceae. The transcript is spliced from 2 exons. Gene Ontology annotation, molecular function: acetate transmembrane transporter activity. The coding region runs from base 1 to 801 and encodes 266 amino acids. The record is from RefSeq and is a predicted model, not a curated record. Gene Ontology annotation, cellular component: plasma membrane.
AUGUCGGACACACGAGAGGCGAACCCAACCGCAAUGGAUACCGCUGAAUCUGGAUCGUCUCAAUUUCAUCUCCAAAAAGAGAGACAGUCUACCUUUCACGCUGAAAAUGGUGCUGUGGCUUCUCUCCCUCAACGGGAAGCCCACAUCCAUACUGUUUCCCAAGUGCCCCUACCUCCAUACCAGAAGCUUGCAAACCCUGGACCCUUGGGACUUCUAGCGUUCGCAUUGACAACAUUCGUCCUUGGCCUCUAUGAGUGCGGGGCAGGACUACCUCAUUCGAAUCCUCAAGGCAAGGUUGGACCUAAUCAAGCUGCAUUCGGACUCGCAAUCUUCUUCGGUGGUGGAGCCCAGUUUGUCGCCGGCAUAUUCGAAUUCCGCGUGGGGAACACCUUUGGUUGCACGGUUCAUUGCUCCUAUUCCGCCUUUUGGCUCAGCUACGCAAUGUUUCUCAUCCCAUCUCUGGAUAUCAAGGGGCAGUAUAAUGGAGACGAACGGGCAUACACUUUUGCCAUCGGUAUCUACCUGAUCGUGUGGUGCUUCCUGACCGUUCUGUUUCUUCUUGCUGCUCUGAGAACCAAUUUGUCAAUCAUUCUUGUUUUCUUCUUCCUGAUUAUUGCAUAUCUGCUGCUAAGCAUUGCAAACUUCAUUGCAACUGAGCAUCCUGCGCAAAGUGUGAAAGUGAACAAAGCCGGUGGUGCCUUUACUGUGAUUUGCGCAUUUGUGGCCUUUUAUGCUGGUGCAUCUGGCCUGAUGGUGCCAGAGACGACAUGGGUUCGGUUCCCUCUUGGAGAGAUUCCUUAA